AAUGUUUUUCUUUCUUCUAUAAUAAUGAAAAUAAAACUACUAAAAAUAGAUGAAUCAACCUGUACGUUUAUAGGAUGUUGAACGUGGUGUUUGUCAAAAUAUACUUGUAAAACAUUCAGAAUCUGUUUAUUCAGUUGCUUUCAGUCCAGAUGGUCGUUUAUUAGCAACUGGUUCAUUUGACAAAGCGAUUUAUAUUUGGGAUAUUGCACGAGGACAAAUUGUUCAUGGUUAUCGAGGUACUCGUGUUGGUGCAAGUGCUGCCGACCGAACACUAUACUCUGGAAAGAUUUCCUUUUUUCUUACUCUUUCUCUUCUAGUUAAUAUUCCUGCUAAUACUACAUGGGCACAAAACGGAGUGACUAUUGCUGGAGGUAACGGGUUGGGUAGUGCCACUAAUCAACUCAACCACCCUUAUGGCCUCUUCGUUGAUGAUGAUCAAACAGUGGUCAUUGCUGACUACAAUAAUCAUCGUAUCAUGCAAUGGAAGAACGGUAAUACAACGAAUGGACAAGUUCUUGCUGGUGGUAAAGGCCAAGGAAAUGGAUUACAUCAAUUGAAUCGUCCAACAGAUGUAUUAAUUGACAAAGAGACGAAUAGUCUCAUUAUUUGUGAUUAUGGGAAUCGACGAGUUGUACAAUGGCCUUGUCGUAGUGGUACAACGCCAGGUGAAAUAUUCAUCGACAAGAUCGGCUGUUGGGGAUUAGCAAUGGAUGAACAGAGAUAUCUCUACGUUUGUGACACAGAAAAGGAUGAAGUAAGACGAUAUCAAUUGGGUGAGAAGAAUGGCACUCUCGUAGCUGGUGGUAAUGACUAUGGGAAUGGACUCAAUCAACUCCACUACCCGACAUUUCUCUUUGUCGAUCGAGAUCAUUCAGUGUACGUAUCAGACAAAGAGAAUCACCGUGUAAUGAAAUGGGUGGAAGGUGCAAAAGAAGGUAUUGUUGUCGCUGGAGAACAAGGUGAAGGGAGUGCUCUGACACAAUUGAAUAGUCCUAAUGGAAUCUUCGUUGAUACAUUGGGUACCCUCUAUGUAGCAGACCAGGGGAAUAAUCGUGUAAUGCGUUGGACUCAAGUAGACAAGAAACAAGGCACUGUAAUUGUGGGUGGAAAUGGUCAAGGAAAAGGAGCAACUCAGUUCAACGGCCCCGUUGGUUUGUCUUUCGAUCGACAUGGUAAUCUCUAUGUCGCCGAUGAGUUUAAUAAUCGUGUUCAACGAUUUUCUAUCGAAUGA
Messenger RNA from Rotaria socialis, 1231 nucleotides. NCBI's taxonomy places the organism in Eukaryota, Metazoa, Rotifera, Eurotatoria, Philodinida, Philodinidae. The record is from the annotation of a GenBank genome assembly.